This is a messenger RNA of Rhopilema esculentum, 1277 nucleotides long. NCBI's taxonomy places the organism in Eukaryota, Metazoa, Cnidaria, Scyphozoa, Rhizostomeae, Rhizostomatidae. The record is from RefSeq and is a predicted model, not a curated record.
GGCACCCACUCUCCAAUAAGCCCCCACCCAAAAAUUGUUUGUUGUAAAAAGCCUCCAGAGGCUUAAUUGAGGACUUAGGGUAACCGCACUUUUCCUUUGUAGAUAUCAGUUUCAUGGAAAUACCUUGUGCCACUGUGCUUCGGUGUUCAUUGUGUACUUGUAUGAUACUUUUCUGAUACUGACUGAAAUGUCAAGAAAGAUAAUCUUUAAAGUUUUGUCAAAUUGAAAUUAUUUCUGUAAAAUCACAGCAAGUCAUAUAUCUUGUUUUUAUGUUCAGGUGCUGGCAGGGUCUUCUUGCAUAUGGCUGCCACAAUUUUGUUGUUGUCUUAGACCCUAAAACUGUACAGGUUAUACAGACGUUCCACCAUUACACUUCAGCUAUAGUUAAGGUGAGAUGGGCUCAUGAUAAUAAUAACCAUGACCUUAAUACACCAUACAAUAUGAAACUGGCUGCUGCCGAUCAAGCAGGGCAUGUCAUGGUAUGGGAUGUAGGUAAUGGAAAGUUGCUGCAAGAGUUCUCAGAACCAGGAAAGCCUGUCCACGAAAUGCAUUGGCUUAAAAACAUUGACGCUCCAAACAGCCUACUUCUGGUCCUUCAUGCUCCUGGACAGCUUGUGCUCUUUAAUACAGAGACUAACGUACGAUUAUGGAGAAAGGCCUUCAGUGAGCCUCUUGUCUCUUUUGCACUUGAUCCCUUUGACCCCCAAAGCAUGGCUCGUAAGUAUGCAUUUUCUAUCUUUGUGUCGCUGGUCGUUCUACUUAUAUCGAUAAGAAAUUUAAUGAAAUGUUUUUCUAGAUUAAUCUAUGCUAGUUUUUUACUGUACACCUUCCAGUCCCAUGUCAAGUGCUGGGAACUGGGGAACACAGACGAUACAUGCAAAGUCCUGCUCCAUCCCCUCCUAUUACUGGUAGCUCUUGCCUUUGGACGCCUUCACAGUGUCAACACUCCCAAGGCGCCACAAUCUUUCUUUUAAUUUCUACCCGUUUAUUUCACUGAUCUAUAAAAAAGACUGGAUCAAGCUUCCUAUUGUCUUGAAACACCAAAGUUUGAAGCCCACUAAAUUUCAAAAGGAAGAGGGCCCUCAAACAAUAGCGAGAAGCCAUUACUCAAAACCAAUACUUCAACGAUAUGGAUACGCGAGAGCUGCAAUGCUUUGUGUAUGAUUGCUGAAAAAGAACAAGGCCAAAGCAGCUGAAAACAUUGCAAGGGGUGACAGAGAAGGCCGUCUCCUCGCAUGGGCUGUUCUGGGGCCCUCUUCUCGGAUGGGGACACUCUG